Messenger RNA from Paraphaeosphaeria sporulosa, 1690 nucleotides. RefSeq lists its product as uncharacterized. The record is from RefSeq and is a predicted model, not a curated record. Gene Ontology annotation, molecular function: transcription coactivator activity. Lineage: Eukaryota; Fungi; Ascomycota; Dothideomycetes; Pleosporales; Didymosphaeriaceae. The coding region runs from base 79 to 1308 and encodes 409 amino acids. The transcript has 2 exons. Gene Ontology annotation, cellular component: DUBm complex; SAGA complex. Gene Ontology annotation, biological process: positive regulation of DNA-templated transcription; regulation of transcription by RNA polymerase II.
CAUCUGCCAACUGUCUCAGGGCCUCGGACCAGUUCACCCAGCGGUUUGAUGUGCUAACCCAAGGACAUACCACCCACCAUGUCCGAGGACAGACCGGCGGACGGCAACGAGGGCGACGGCACCGGCGCUGCGACGCUGGCGCCCGGCAUGCUGGAGGACCUGACGCGCGACAUCCUCGAGUCGCUCAUCCACAACAUAAUAUACCAGACGGCGCUCUCGUGCCACCGCUCCGAGAAACAGCUGCGCAUGCAGUCGGCCGCCACCUCUGCCGAAUCCCUCGCCCUGGCCAACAUCGAGCCGCCCUCGAUCAAGAACUCGCAGUCGCAGCCAUCCCUGCCGACCGCUGAAACCGACGCUGCGCUCUACGAGAACGGCCGGGUGUUCCUCAAGGGCAAUCCGCUCAAGACGACUCCCGAGAUCAUAUGCCCGCAUUGCAAGCUGCCGCGGCUGAUGCACCCCAUCAUGGGCAAAGGCAUGCAGCAGCCAGACCUGACCCGCGAGUACUGCAUGCUGUAUCCGUGGGUGCAGCGCUCGGGGCACGAUGUCUACGGGAAUCCGUUCCCCACGGACAUGGCUAAGAGCAAGAAGGAGCGCGAGCUACUCAAACAGCAGCAAAAACAGCAGGACAAGGAGAGCGUGGGAACCCCCGGGUCGCAGGACACUGACAUGAACGCCGGCGACGGGACGCAGGGCAAGGAGAUCAAGCUCAACACUGGUGGCAAGCCCGCCAGCUACAUACCAUGGCACACGUGUCCCAAGUGUAAGCGCAGUCUACUCAUCACACGUUUUGCGCACCACCUCGACAAAUGCCUCGGCAUCAGCGGCCGCCAGAGCUCGCGCGCCGCCAUGGCCAAGAUCUCCGGCGUCAACGGCAGCGGCAGCGGCAACACCCCGCUGGGCAGCCGCAUGGGGACGCCAGCACCGGGCUCGCAGGGCGACGGCCCGAUCCCCAAGUCCAAAGCUAAAGGCAUCAGCCCGGUCAAGAACCUGCGCGACAACGCCGACGCCUCCGACGGCGAGAAUGACACCCCGGAAAGAAAGAAGAAGAAAACAAAGAGCUCGUACGUUAAGAAAGCGGACCGCGAGAAGCUGUCCAAGGAAGGCACCCCCAACGGCAGCAGCGUGAAGAUCAAGCUCAAGACGGGCAACCCCACCGAGCGCAGAGACAGCAACAUGUCUGAGAAGCGGGAACGUGAGCCCUCCGAGUCGGUCGACGAGGGCGCGCCCAAGGCGAAGAAGCUCAAGCUGAGCAUGGGGAAGGCAGGGAGUCCGCCUGCGCCUACACCGCUCGCGCAGGGCUCGCCGUAGCAGGGCACCGAACAUAGUCCAGCGGAGAGCAGCAGCACAGGAGGCGGAGAGGGUGAGGAGGGGAGUUGGGCAUGGCGCCUGUUUCGGUUCAUUGAUUGCAUUCCACGGCGUUUUCAUGGUAUACCACAGGCGGCUCCGGUACUUAUCUCAGUACCAACACCAGUAUCAGCGGACGACAUGAUUAUCCGCGAUCAGCAUGCAUGAUCAGCAUGAAGACAGCGGCGUUUUCUGGGCUGGCUUCCGACAUUGUAAUUUCUCUAGAUGGGUACGGAUUGCCCUAUUUCAUUUACUAUGAGAUGAGAGGAGAGGAGAGGAGGAGAGGCCCGUAGUAAGACGAAGUGUACGAAACGAAGUAAGCAGCACCGAAUUCAUAGCAUGUGCC